UAUGAUUUGUUCGGUAGGAACUGUGCUACUAUGGCAUAAUCCAACCAAAGUAGCACAGUUCCUACUGAACAAAACAUAUUGCUAGAACGACGCCUCAGUACAAUUUUGCUUGGGUAGGCGCGCACCCCAGCUGUCAACCAAAUGAUUUGACGUUUCACAGAAUAUCGUGUUUUUUAUUUACUACGAGCGGCAAACGUAAAUAAUUAUUCAACUUUGCUGAGUUAUUCCGGAAAGAAACUCAAUCAGAGAGCUGUAGUUUGUGAAACAAGUUGGGAAGUAGCAGUGAACAAAACCUUACACCCGCUGGAGUAGAUCGAUUCGUCCCGCAGCAAUGCCGGACAUAAAAAUAACACCGCUUGGCGCGGGCCAGGACGUCGGCCGAAGCUGCAUUUUGCUAUCGAUGGCAGGCAAAAACAUAAUGCUCGACUGUGGCAUGCACAUGGGAUACAAUGACGAGCGCCGGUUCCCCGACUUCAGCUUCAUUAUACCGGAAGGACCGAUAACCAACCACAUCGACUGCGUGAUCAUAUCGCACUUCCAUCUAGAUCAUUGCGGCGCUUUGCCGUACAUGACGGAAAUGGUCGGAUACACCGGUCCAAUCUACAUGACACAUCCCACCAAGGCAAUUGCACCGAUCCUGCUGGAAGAUAUGCGCAAAGUGGCCGUGGAGCGCAAGGGUGAAAGCAACUUCUUCACGCCGCAGAUGAUAAAGGAUUGCAUGAAGAAGGUGAUCGCGGUGACGCUGCAUCAGAGCGUUAUGGUCGAUAGCGAGCUGGAGAUAAAAGCAUACUACGCCGGUCAUGUAUUGGGUGCUGCCAUGUUCUGGAUUCGCGUGGGCUCACAGUCGGUGGUGUAUACUGGCGACUACAAUAUGACGCCGGAUCGGCACCUUGGCGCGGCCUGGAUCGAUAAAUGUAAACCGGACCUGCUCAUCACCGAAAGUACGUACGCCACCACGAUCCGUGACUCGAAACGAUGCCGCGAGCGGGACUUUCUCAAAAAAGUGCACGAAUGUGUGGCCAAAGGCGGAAAGGUUCUGAUACCGGUGUUUGCCCUUGGACGUGCGCAAGAACUUUGCAUACUGCUGGAAACGUACUGGGAGCGAAUGAAUCUGAAGUAUCCCGUGUACUUUGCGGUGGGGCUGACCGAGAAGGCAAACAACUACUAUAAGAUGUUCAUUACCUGGACGAAUCAGAAAAUUCGCAAAACCUUCGUGCAGCGCAAUAUGUUCGAUUUCAAGCACAUCAAACCGUUCGACAAAGGCUACAUUGAUAAUCCCGGCGCGAUGGUGGUGUUCGCUACGCCGGGCAUGCUGCACGCCGGGCUGUCGCUGCAGAUUUUCAAAAAGUGGGCACCGAACGAAAACAACAUGGUCAUCAUGCCGGGCUACUGCGUGCAGGGUACGGUCGGGCACAAGAUUCUUGGCGGUGCGAAGAAGGUGGAGUUCGAGAACAGACAGGUGGUGGAUGUGAAGAUGUCCGUCGAAUACAUGAGCUUCAGCGCUCACGCCGACGCCAAGGGUAUUAUGCAGCUGAUACAGUUUUGCGAACCGCGCAACGUGAUGCUCGUGCACGGCGAGGCGGUCAAGAUGGAGUUUCUGAAGGAGAAAAUUAGAGAGGAAUUUAAAAUUGAAUGCUACACGCCGGCCAAUGGGGAGACGUGCACCAUCAGUACACCGAUCAAAAUACCGGUCGAGACGUCACUGUCGAUCCUGAAGGAUGAGGUGAAAAAGUACAAUGCCCAGCCACCGGAUCCAAAGCGGCGGCGCAUCAUACACGGCAUUCUCGUGAUGAAGGAUAAUAAAAUUUCGCUCAUGAGCAUUGACGAGAUAUUCAACGAGGCCGGCAUCGAUCGGCAUGUGAUAAGGUUCAUCUCAAAGAUAAAACUCGACGAUCCAGGACCGCCGAUGCGCACAAUCGAGAAACUGUACAACAUGCUGAACGAACGUCUUUCCGGCUGGACGGUGACGAUGAAUGAUAACAACUCCAUCAACGUGGAGUCAGUUAAUAUAAAAAUCGAAACGGAAGAGCAGCCCGCCGCCAUCGGAUCGGUUGGCCAGCCGAGUGUGCCCGGUAUGCACAAGAUUUGCAAUGUGAGCUGGGUUAACCAAGAUGAAGAUUUGGGUAGUUACAUUCUUGGGUUGCUGCAAAGCCUAUGAGCAAUACGAAUCAGUAUGUCCGCCAGUGAACCGAAAUAAAGGAAAUGAAAAGGCCUUUAACCAUACAAGAGGUUUCAUUGGUACA
Molecule: messenger RNA, 2243 nt
Organism: Anopheles merus
Lineage: Eukaryota; Metazoa; Arthropoda; Insecta; Diptera; Culicidae
Gene: IntS11
Product: integrator complex subunit 11
Exons: 2
Coding region: 332-2158 (608 amino acids)
Biological process (GO): snRNA processing
Cellular component (GO): nucleus
Source: RefSeq, a predicted model, not a curated record